CAAGAAAUAUUAAGGUAUUCAACAAAUGCAUCUGUAUUCUCUUUACAGAUCCUUCAAGACAAAGUUGACUUUGACUACUGUGUGUCAGUCCCCUCUCUCAUCCCUGACCUACAAGUCCUUAAGAAGAAGCUUCAGAAGAAAUUUCCUAAGAAAAAGAGAGACACAGUUGGACAUGACAUCCCCUUCAUGGUGGACUUGUGGAGCAGAGGUCAGAAAUACUCUGCCCUGACCUACCCUAACAAACCUACACAGGAGGGGAAGGGUCAUGUCAAUGUCAUCAUCGGGAGGCUGGAUAUGACAGAUCAGCAACUGACUGAGAACAUUGACUGUAUGAUCAAGGCUGUCUGCACACACAAACCCCUCCACUUUGGCUCAUUUGUGACCAGAGCUUUGGUACAUGCAAAAGGGACCCCAGCAUACAAGUUCCAGGUGGAACCUUUCCUUCCUGCAGAGCCAAAAGAUGAUAAUGAGUUUGAGUAGCAACUGGAAUUUAAAUCAUAUGUAGUUGACCAGCUAGAAGGGGCAUAUACAGCUGAUAACAUUAUUGUACUUCACAGCUCUGAGGGAAUGCUAAUUCCCAAAUUAACGGAUUAUGGGUACAGGUACUUGUUUUGUUACCUGUGUGUACAAAUACACAAACAAUGAUUUUGUCCUAUGAUCUGGUGAUGAAGAACAGUGGAGAAAUAAAAGCUAUCAGGCCAUGCACACAUCACAAGAGUUGUGUGGAUUUUCAA
Branchiostoma floridae (Florida lancelet) is the source of this 734-nucleotide messenger RNA. RefSeq names its product 39S ribosomal protein L1, mitochondrial-like. The coding region runs from base 187 to 480 and encodes 97 amino acids. Lineage: Eukaryota; Metazoa; Chordata; Leptocardii; Amphioxiformes; Branchiostomatidae. The record is from RefSeq and is a predicted model, not a curated record. The transcript has 4 exons.